AUGAACGGGACGGAGGGCCCGGACUUCUACGUGCCUUUCUCCAACAAGACGGGCGUGGUGCGCAGCCCCUUCGAGUACCCACAGUACUACCUGGCCGAGCCCUGGCAGUUCUCCAUGCUGGCCGCCUACAUGUUCCUGCUCAUCGUGCUCGGCUUCCCCAUCAACUUCCUCACGCUCUACGUCACGGUGCAGCACAAGAAGCUGCGCACGCCCCUCAACUACAUUCUGCUCAACCUGGCCGUAGCCGACCUCUUCAUGGUCUUCGGCGGCUUCACCACCACCCUCUACACCUCUCUGCAUGGAUACUUCGUCUUCGGGCCCACGGGAUGCAAUUUGGAGGGCUUCUUUGCCACCCUGGGCGGUGAAAUUGCCCUGUGGUCCUUGGUGGUCCUGGCCAUCGAGCGGUACGUAGUGGUGUGUAAGCCCAUGAGCAACUUCCGCUUCGGGGAGAACCACGCCAUCAUGGGUCUCGCCUUCACCUGGGUCAUGGCUCUGGCCUGCGCCGGGCCCCCUCUUUUCGGCUGGUCCAGGUACAUCCCGGAGGGCAUGCAGUGCUCGUGUGGAAUCGACUACUACACGCUGAAGCCGGAGGUCAACAACGAGUCGUUCGUCAUCUACAUGUUCGUGGUCCACUUCACCAUCCCCCUGCUCAUCAUCUUCUUCUGCUAUGGGCAGCUGGUCUUCACAGUCAAGGAGGCAGCUGCCCAGCAGCAGGAAUCGGCCACCACACAGAAGGCCGAGAAGGAAGUCACCCGCAUGGUCAUCAUCAUGGUCAUCGCGUUCCUGAUCUGCUGGGUGCCCUACGCCAGCGUGGCGUUCUACAUCUUCACCCACCAGGGCUCUGACUUUGGCCCCAUCCUAAUGACCAUCCCGGCAUUCUUUGCCAAGAGUUCCUCCGUCUACAAUCCUGUCAUCUAUAUCAUGAUGAACAAGCAGUUCCGGAACUGCAUGCUCACCACCCUCUGCUGUGGCAAGGUCCCGUUCGCUGAAGAAGAGGCCUCCACUGUCUCCAAGACAGAGACCAGCCAGGUGGCGCCAGCCUAAGCUCGGCCAAGGACUCUGUGGCCAACUGUAGGAGUCUCCCAACCCCGCCCCACCCCAGCCACCACCGCCCCACCAGGAGCCGUGCCUGUCGGAACCAGGUCACACAGGCUCCCUGUGUUUAAACAAACAAAAAAAAAGAAUUAAUGAGAGA
Camelus dromedarius (Arabian camel) is the source of this 1195-nucleotide messenger RNA. RefSeq names its product rhodopsin (gene RHO). The transcript is spliced from 5 exons. Gene Ontology annotation, biological process: phototransduction; G protein-coupled receptor signaling pathway; cellular response to light stimulus. The record is from RefSeq and is a predicted model, not a curated record. NCBI's taxonomy places the organism in Eukaryota, Metazoa, Chordata, Mammalia, Artiodactyla, Camelidae. Gene Ontology annotation, cellular component: photoreceptor outer segment; plasma membrane. Gene Ontology annotation, molecular function: G protein-coupled photoreceptor activity. The coding region runs from base 1 to 1044 and encodes 347 amino acids.